Trichechus manatus latirostris (Florida manatee) is the source of this 2405-nucleotide messenger RNA. It is a transcript of the gene CNBD2, whose product is annotated as cyclic nucleotide binding domain containing 2. The coding region runs from base 10 to 1710 and encodes 566 amino acids. The record is from RefSeq and is a predicted model, not a curated record. The transcript has 13 exons. Gene Ontology annotation, molecular function: cAMP binding. Gene Ontology annotation, biological process: spermatogenesis. Lineage: Eukaryota; Metazoa; Chordata; Mammalia; Sirenia; Trichechidae.
AAUCUAAGCAUGUGGGGGUCUGAGCCCUAUAAUGGCUCCUCCGCGCACCAGUUUCAAAAGGAGGAAGAAGAGAAGGAGGAGGAACAGAAGGAAGAGAAAGUAAAGAAGGAGCAGCCCAAAGGUGACGACGUGGACUUCUCGACUGGACUCCUUAGUUUCUCUGACCACUUCGUCUUUCAGAUUAAGGAAUCAAAACACCAAGAGGAGGAAUGGUCCAAAAUCAAAAACUUUAUUGAGAAAUCAAGACGCAAAAAGGCAAAGGACUGGUACAAAAUCAGAAACUUCGGACUGUACCAGCUCACCAAGGAUAUCAUUGUGAUGAUCCGAGUGUGCAAAAUGUUCCGCCAAGGCCUCAGGGGAUUCCGGGAAUAUCAGAUCAUUGAGACUGCUCACAGAAAGCACCCAAUCUUCUCUUUCUGGGAUAAAAAGAAGCAGGGCCGAAUCACAUUUGACACCAUGGAGUUUAUUGCUGAGAAGGGUCACUUUCCUCCAAGGGCCAUUGAGAUCACACAGAAGAAGCCUGCUUGGAGAAAAGAGGAUGAGAUCCAAGACCUGUGUAACGUCUUGCAGGCUCUGGAUAGCUUCAGGAACUACAGUGACACCCUGCAGCUGCUCCUGGCCAAAGUUAUGCGCUUUGAACGAUUUGGUCGUAGACGUGUGAUCGUCAAGAGGGGCCAGAGGGGCAACAGCUUUUAUUUUAUCUACCUGGGCAAGGUCGCAGUGACUGAGGAUGAGGAUGGCAGUAGCGCCUUCCUGGACCCCCACCCGACUUUGCUGCAAAAGGGCUGCUCUUUUGGGGAAAUGGCCCUUCUGAGUUCUUCAGUAAGGAGGGCCACUGUGGUCUGUAUGGAAGAAACAGAGUUCUUGGUUGUCGACAAGGAGGAUUUCUUUGCUAAUAAGCUGGACCUGGAAGUUGAAAGGGAUGCUCAGUAUCGGUUUGAAUUUUUUAGGAAGAUGGAUCUGUUUCAGUCCUGGUCCAAAGAGAAGCUUUGGCAGCUGGUCACCAUGGGGAAGGUGGAGAAGUUCUCAUUUGGCCAGCUGAUUUCAAAAGACUUUGUAGAGUCUGCCGCCAUUAUGUUUAUCUGCAAGGGCAGCUGUGAAGUCCUGCGGCUGAUAGACCUUGGAAAGUCCCCUUCCUACUACAAGUGGAUCUGGCAGCAUCUGGAGAUCCUACACAACAAACCUCUGAAGACCCACAUGUUUGAACCCUCUCCCGUGGAGAGAUUUAAGGAAUUCCGGAUCAAGUCAUAUCCUGUACAGGACUUCAGCUCUUUGAAACUUCUGCAUCUCCAGAAAGCCUGGGAGCAAAAGGGGACCAACUUUAGUAUAAGUCAAACUUCAAUGACUGAUCUUCCAAAGACCUUUGGCUCAAAGAUCAAAUCCAAGCGUGCUCAUUCGACCAAAUGUUCUGCGAUUGAUAUCAAGUCUGGUCAGCUUGCCAAAGAGACUGCAGUGGGCACCUACAUGAAGAUCCACACUGUGGAGCAAGGAGAAAUUGUGGGCGUUCAACAGUUCUUCCUCUCAAAUAUCCAACAUGACAAGCGGCCCCUGAUCCUGGUGAGCCUGGGAACUGAGCUGAUACGGGUGAGGAAAGAAAAAUUUGAAAAAUUGAUUGACAGUGAGACAAGAGAAAAGUUGUCCAAGUUCAAUAUUGAAUAUCCCAGGUUAGUACUGGAAAUGUGCAUAAAUCCUGUCAGAUCAGAGGAAUAAAUUUUCACCUGUUAUUUAGUAAAAGUAAAGAAAAAAUGAUAAUACCUAAUACUGACAAGGGUGAAAUGAAACUGGUAGUUGUUGGUAUACUGUAAAUGGCUAAACACUUUUUUGUGUGUGGGGAGGGGAGGGCUAAAACGUUUUUGUAAUAAUUUUAGUAUUAUGUUUCAAGGGCCCUAAAACCGUCCCUACCGUAUAAGGCAAUGAUCCACUUUCUGUGAGUUUAAAUAGCCAAAAUAUGGGGAAAUUCUAUAUGCAUUAAGGUGUUUGUAGCAGCCAUAUUCAUAAUAGAGAGAAAAAUAUACAAACAACCGACACUUGCCAUACUAAGGGAAUAGCGUAGAAAACUGUGAUACUUUUCCGUGAUAAACUAUAACUUUCAUUUAAAAAUCAAGAGUUUAAUGGCUCUAUAGCCACAGCGUAAAAAGGAUGAUACAAUGAUACAUUGAAAGGGGUGGGUACAUAAUUGUAUACAUACUAUGUUCGUGCCUUUGUAAAACACUGAAGUGAGAAAAACAGAAAGAAACAAACAAAAACUAUAAUACCUGUGUGUGAUGGUUAAGGUUGUGUGUCAACUUGGCUGGGCCAUGAUUGUCGGUGAUUGGACAGUUGUAUGAAGUUGUGAUGACUUCCAUGAUGAGAUCUGAUAUGAUGUGAUCACCUCUAUGAUGGGAUCUGCUGUGAGUAGCCAGUCA